GGAAUUCUCUCUUCCAGCGAGUAAGACAGCAGCGCUCCAGCAAUGCCAGCGGGUAUUUCGUCUACCUUGCCAGGGUUCGCCCUUAAAAUUCAGACUUCUUUCCCGGGGCCGUCUCGCAUCACCCCUUGUCAGCGAAGAUGUGGAGGGGGUGAAAGCGCGUGACUGGGGGCUUCCCAGCCCAGAGGGAAAGAGAAACUGCCAGAGACCCUGAUGUCAACAGCAAGGUGUUAGCGUUGGCUGCUGAAUGCAGGCAGCCCCUGGCCGCGCCUGAGUGGUAAAAUGACAGGGGACAGGCAGAGAGACGAAGCUAAGAAGACAUCUUUUCAGAGGUGUGUUAAGCCCAGAACCCCAGGAUGACGUGACCUCUGUACCCUUUCCAGAACAAACCUGCCCUUCUGUGGGUCCCCAAGAAGUAACUCUUUGGGAAUUUGUGGGUGGGUAUGCAAAAAGAGCAAGUAAUGAUAAACGAUUAACUUUAUUGCCUCAUGCAUAGAUAGUAGUAUUUAUUUGGCUUUGACCAAGGCCUGGUGACAGACGCUGAAGGACUUGAACCACCAACUCAGCUUAGGAGGAAGCCAAGACGGAAGGUCUCCCAUCUCCCAGUAUGAUUGUAAGCUGCUUGAAGAAAGGACAUAUUUACACAGGACCAGUACAAUACUCUACAAAUAGUAGGCCCUUGCUGAUUUUCCCCCUGAAUGGGAAUUGUAUUUGCCUUGACCCAGCAGCUGGCUUAAUGUCAAACACACAGUGAAAGUUGUUGAAAUGAAAUAGAACCUUGGCCUUGCAGUUUGGAAAUUUUAGCAAUCAGAUGCAAAUGGGACAGCCAGUGCCAGGAACAGGGCCAGCUGUGCUCCCUGGUGGAUACCCUGUAUGCCCCCCUUAUCCGGACAGUUAUUCCUCAGCGGGAGACCCCAUGUGGACAUACUUCACUGCCGUUGCUGACCAGGAUGGUGAAGUGGAUGCUGAAGAACUUCAGAAAUGUUUAACACAGUCUGGAAUUAGUGGAACUUUUUCUCCCUUCAGUUUAGAAACCUGCAGAAUUAUGAUUGCCAUGUUGGAUAGAGAUUACACAGGAAAAAUGGGAUUUAAUGAAUUCAAAGAACUUUGGGCAGCUCUUAAUGCCUGGAAGCAAAAUUUCGUAACUGUUGAUAAAGACGGAAGUGGCACAGUAGAGCAUCAUGAAUUGAAUCAAGCCAUUGCUGCUAUGGGUUAUAGCUUGAGUCCUCAAACAUUAACUGCCAUCGUUAAACGUUAUAGCAAGAAUGGCAGAAUUUUCUUUGAUGAUUAUGUUGCUUGCUGUGUGAAGCUUCGAGCAUUGACAGAUUUCUUUAGGAGAAGAGACCACUUGCAACAAGGGGUUGUGAGUUUCAUAUAUGAUGAUUUUUUGCAGGGCACUAUGGCAAUUUGAAAGUCUAGAAUUUGAAGGCUGAAGAAAUACUGUGAAUUUCUGUGCUUGGAAGAAAUGAACUGAACUACUUUGAAUUAAAGCUUUGGGGGAUUUUCCAUGUU
Messenger RNA from Balaenoptera ricei (Rice's whale), 1509 nucleotides. RefSeq names its product grancalcin (gene GCA). Gene Ontology annotation, molecular function: calcium ion binding. The record is from RefSeq and is a predicted model, not a curated record. NCBI's taxonomy places the organism in Eukaryota, Metazoa, Chordata, Mammalia, Artiodactyla, Balaenopteridae. The transcript has 9 exons. Bases 809 to 1408 code for a protein of 199 amino acids.